GCUUCUCUGCCUUAAACUGUAUUGACGCCAUUUUUCCAGCACUAUGUGCGUGACCUCUGAACUCCAGGGUUUGCCAGCUCUCCGCCAUAUUGGCUGUUGUCUUGCCGAGAGAAGGCAGGGAAGGUUUUUUUGGUACUGGAAGAAUCGAAACGGUGGCUAUUUCGACCCGUAAACUGGUGCAAACUGGGCCAGAGCGAUUCGUGGAAAGCUGCAUCAUGGCCAGGAAGAAAAGUAAACAGCAAGGAGUCGGGAAUAAGGAGCUGAUCAGUGGACAGCAGAGCCUAUCGAAGAGCCCCGUCUCUCCCGGCGAUGCAGCUGGCGGUGGCGGCGACGGAGAUGCGGGACUGGAAAGACUAGCCAGGGCGAAUCAGCCCCUCCCUCUGUCGUCGGGCCAGCCCAUGCACACCUGCUGUCUGCUGUGUCACCGCGAGUUCAAGGACUGGGGGGCGGGGCCGGCCAACGGACUGCCCCCCCACGGGGCCAAGGUGGCGGACGGCGUGCCGGCGCUCUCCCAGGCCCUGCUCCGCGAGGUGCCGGGCCGCAAGCUGGCCGACGCCGUGCCGUCGCUCUCCCAGUCGCUGCUGGGCGAGGUGCCGCUCUGGAUCUGCCAGAGCUGCCGCAAGAGCGUGGAGGAGGAGGAGCGGCGGGCGACACAGGAACAGACCCUACCGGUUCCCCUGUCGCACGCCUCGUCCUGUAAGGCGCAGGCCUGCGGGAACGGCUACCCCGAGCCCAGUGCGGUGGAGUGGGACCCCAGCUCCUUCCUGUCCGCCCACAAGCUCUCUGGCCUCUGGAACUCCGCCCACUCCAAUGGAGGCGGGCACUGUAACCACGGCGCCGGCUCACACUCACAGCAAGGUGGUUUGGUGGGGCCCCCCUGCAUGGACAAACGGGGUCCCCACGAAGCACCGGGGAAGUCGGCCAAACCCUCGGGGGCCAAAGUGUGUCCCUACAGCCACCCGUCGUCCCAGAACCCCAGCGGGACGUCCGCGGGGUCCUCGCUGUCCCCGGGCAGCGCCGACCUCUGCAAGACCACGCCCAAGCACUUCAAAAACAUGUGCCGACGCCCCACUCCUCCAGGCGAGGCAUUUCACUCCAGCGACCAUCACCAACACUCAGACCUGGCGGCCCCGCCCAACAGUCCCACGGGGCUGUCCUCGCACCAUUCCUCCCUGCUGCCCCCCGCCCAGCACGCGCACGCCGCUCCGCCCGGCCCCGCCCUGUCCAGCCACGCCCCCUUCGCCCCCCUGGUGUCCAAGCUGAGCGCGGGGUCGGACUGUAGCCCCGCCUCCCUGCACAAGCCCGCCGCCUGCAAGAACUCCCACAUUCCCGCCGUCAGCGCGCCACACGCCAAGCUGGGCCCCGCGCCCUUGGGCUGCAGCCACCCCUGCAACGGGCACAGCAACGGGGCGGUCAGCUCCUCCAACACGGGACACCUCCCCGCCAGCACCUGCAGGGACCAGGCCUGUAAAGGGCACAAGCUGGCGAACGGGACGGUGUGCCACCCACCCUGCGAGCUGGAGGAGGGCGAGGACGAGGACAGCAGCUCCGAGCGCAGCUCCUGCGCGUCCUCCUCCACCAAUCAGAAGGACGGGAAGUACUGCGACUGCUGCUACUGCGAAUUCUUCGGCCACAACGCGCCCCCGGCGGCGCCCACGAGCCGGAACUACGCGGAGAUCCGGGAGAAGCUGCGCUCCCGCCUCACACGGCGCAAGGAGGAGCUGCCGCAGCGGCAGGACUCGGACCCGGCCGCGCCCAGCGCCAUCGACCACCGCGACGUGGACGAGCUGCUCGACUUCAUCAACAGCACCGAGCCCAAGCCCGUCAACAGCGCCAAGGCCGCCAAGCGCGCCCGCCACAAGCAGAAGAAGAAGGAGAAGGAGAAGGCGGCUCAGGGCAGUCCGGAGGCCCCCGGCGACGACCCCCGCGCUUCGCCCCUCGAGGUCCUGGAGGAGGUGGGCGGGGCGGCGGAGGGCGAGGGCGGCCGGCUGCUGGAGUGGCCGCAGCUGGAGCUGGAGCGGGUCAACAGCUUCCUGACCAGCCGGCUGGAGGAGAUCAAGAACACCAUCAAGGACUCCAUCCGCGCCUCCUUCAGCAUGUACGACCUCAACCUGGACGUCAACGACUUCCCCAAGAAGGCGGCCACGCUGGAGGGCAACCACCUGCUGUCGCACCUGAACGGCUCGUCCGAGCUGCAGCAGAUCGACCUGGACCUCUCCCCGCUCUCCCUCAGCAGCUUCAAGAGCCACCUGGAGCUGGUCAACGGCUGGGAGGACCGGGACCGCGACCGGGCCCCCAGCCCCGCCCUCUCCCCCUCCCCCUCCCCCAGCCCCGCCCCCUCCCCCUCCCCCUCCCCCUCCGGCCAGGAUGUGCAGCGGCUGCAGGCCACGCCCAGCCUCUCCAAGCUGAUCCGCGUGCGGUCCUCGCCCGAGCGGGGGCCCCCGGCCCACCCCGCCCCCACGCUACAGGGCCCCGCCCCCAAGGCCCAGGAAGACGCGGAGGCCAGGGCCCCGCCCCCUCCCGGCGGGAAGGCCAGGAAGGGGAAGAAGCAGCAGCAGCAGCAGCAGCAGGAGCCACCCCAGCUCCAGGACCCCCAGCAGGCCAAGCUUCCCCGGGCCGCCCCAGGGAACGAGCCUCACAGGAGCAGGGAGAGCCAGGCCAAGCAGGCCGGCUCCAAACCCGGCUCCAGAGCACCCCCCCAGUGCCAGACCCCCGCAGGGAAGAGGCCGGAGGAGUGUCCUGGCGGGGACCGGGGCGAGCAGGCCCCCGGAGGUCCCAAACACAGCCGGGUGGACCAGGAGCCUGAGGGCCGAGCCGCUCACCCCGCCCAUGCCGGCUCCCAGCAGCCCAAGGGCAAGAGCAAGAAGAACAAGAACAAAGCGGACAAGGCCAGCAGCUCCAUCGAUGACGUGUUUCUCCCCAAAGACCUGGACCCAACAGAAAUGGAUGAAAUCGACAGAGAGGUUGAAUACUUCAAGAGAUUCUGCCUGGAUUCUGCUAAACAGACUCGUCAGAAGGUUGCAGUGAACUGGUCCAACUUCAGCCUGAAGAAGGUUCCUUCCAACGCAGCGCAGUAGGGGGGUCGGAUCGGGGAGCCCCUCUCCGUUCCGCCCCAGAAACCAGAACUGGCCCGAGGCCUCAACCCUGACACACCCCCUCCUCCUCCUCCGCCCCACCCAGACCGCCCCUGCCGCACCUCCAGGCGCCCACAGCGACCUUUGCCCCUUUCCACGGGGUCGACUUUUCUCUGGCCUGUGCCGGUAGCCAUCGUCGAGACUUGUACCACCUGAUCAUAGCCAGAGACCAGAGCCCACCUGCUGCUACCAGUCAGGCUGCUUGACCAGAGCUGUCUGUUAGAUAACCCCCACAUAAAGUACCUGUCUGUGGCUGCAGACCCUCCUCCGUGCUCAAACCCUAUGUAUACUCUGUAAAUCAAUUACUUUACUAUUAAAAUUCUCAUUUUUAUUGCCAGUGUGGCAUAUUUUUAACACCCCGUUUGGCUGACAGUUAACAUGUUCUAUGUGAUUCUCCUCCACAUCCUUCCAUGUGCUGUGUAUCUUUGGUUCUUUUUUUUCCUUUCUUUGUUUUUCCUUUUCUGGCCCCACCUCUUGAGAAGUCAAUGACAUAUCUGUAAACUUCACAAAGCUAAGGAAACGGUGUGUGUGCAUAUGCGCCAGUUCUUCCGAUAGCUGUGCAAACCAGCGUGGUUUGCUGGUCGUUGGAGCACUGAGCUGGAUUGGUUUGCUGAGGGCCACUCUUGCAAAUUCACUGUCAUGUCAGCGAAGCUUAAUACUGCGUGUUAAACGGGAUGGCGUUCAGUCGCUCACAAAAGGUGGCGAGGUGGGCUCGUUCAGGCUACGUUUGGAGAACGGUAUCCAUUGGUGUUUGGGAAUCAGUGCUGGUAUGAGUGAUGUAUGAAUCGUGAACACCAUUGUACCAUCUGGUGUUUUGAACAUGAUUGUUCUUACCAGCAGAUUUUUUUAUUUAUUUUGCAGAGACUCAAGAAGGCAGCUCUAGAGCCCUUGAAAGUGAGGCGUGGCUUCCUAGCCCCCCUGUAGUGAUAAUGGUGUAUUUCACAACAAAAAAACAACCAUGGAAGUAGUCCCAGCUCCUCAACAAUUUCUCUUCGUUUUUAAUGUCUUUCCGUAUCUAUGAAUAACGUGACAAACAGGACAACACUAAAAUGAACUUUCCAUUUUAAAAAUAACUAUAUAAUGGUGUUAAAAACACUUUUUAAAAAUCAAACGUCUUCAAAAGAUGUAAUCAAAAUCUAACCUGAAUCCCUCUCCCCCUCCCUUUUACAUGACUUUUUAAAAUGACAAAUGUAUUUUGAAUCAAAAGUUUUCCACCUUGUUUUUUUUUUUUUUUUUUGCCAGUUAUCGUCGUUCUUUGAAAUUCAGUACUCGGUAUAAAUCACGUUGACUGUAUGCAAUCUAAUGAAAACCUCAAAGAUGUGUAUUGUGAGGAAGCCGAACGCUGCCUCGGGGGGGGGAUCUUGAAACGGGGCUCCGUAUGACCUUCGCGUGCCGAGCGCCCCUUCGCGUCGGACGCUCGAGUUCCGAUGCCGUGACCCGACUGUUCUUUGUUACUGUGCAGCCGCCAAGUACCGCGUUUUUCCCCCCUCCAGCACUUGAAGCAGCAUAUCCUUCACAGUUAUGGUACGCUACUUCCCUCCCUGUUCGUGUCUCUCUGGUUUCUGUGUGUCUGCACAAAAUCCACUGUUAAGGCUUAGAGGGCAUCCAAAACUCACAUUAUAUGAUGUGGGAAUUAUUUUUUGUUUUGUUUUAUUUUAUUUUAUUUUAUUUUUUGCAAUAAUGGUACAGCCUUGACAACACACCCCCUGUCAUUGGUAUCCUUGAACCUGUCUUCAGCUUUACUGUGAAGGAGAGAGGUUUAUCCUAUCCUGAGAGCAACCAAGAAUUACAUUGAUUUGUGGAAGUCAGUGUGGGGUUUUGGGGUCCUUCACACAAAAUUAUUUCUGAGUCUGACAUGAAUGAAAUGUUUUGUUUUUUUUUUAAUCUAUUUUGAACUUUUUCAUAUUUUGCAAGAUCUCUGAUGCUAUCCAGGUUAUAUUAAACUACAAGACAUUAUCUUUAAAGUUUGGAAUGUAGAUUUAUACUAUACCAUUAAGAGCCAAGUGUAUGUUGGCUGCUCUGUUUUUUUAUUAUUCACUUUUGAUACUGUGAAAAAUCUUUCAUCCCGAAAGAUUAAAACAAUACAGUUUUGACAAAAGA
Messenger RNA from Anguilla anguilla (European eel), 5234 nucleotides. It is a transcript of the gene fam193b, whose product is annotated as family with sequence similarity 193 member B. The coding region runs from base 216 to 3077 and encodes 953 amino acids. Lineage: Eukaryota; Metazoa; Chordata; Actinopteri; Anguilliformes; Anguillidae. Gene Ontology annotation, cellular component: nucleus; cytoplasm. The record is from RefSeq and is a predicted model, not a curated record. The transcript has 10 exons.